AUGGAGAGUGCUACAGGUGCUAACCAGAGCAUGCCUGAGGAGUCCCCACCCACUGAGGGGCGAGCAGAGAGCAUCACUCAGCAGGUGCCUCAGGAAGAACAGGGGCAGCUUCUUUAUCAUGAAGAAACCAUUGAUCUUGGUGGAGACGAGUUUGAGUCUGAAGAGAAUGAGACCAUGUCAGAAGAUUCUAGUAAUUUCAUAGAUAAGCUUAAUGAGCACAUGAUGGAGAGUGUCCUCAUUUCUGACUCUCCUAAUAAUAGUGAGGAUGACGUGGCUGACCUUGGUUGUUUGCAGGAUGCCUCCGAACCUCCAGAGGGCAGCACUGAUCACAGCAUGGAAAAUAUCUUAGCUAAAGGAGCAGCUGACAGUCUGAGUAACCGCAGUGAAAGUGAUGGAGAGGAAACGCCUAAAGACAUCUCCGACAUGACCCCUGACAGAGCAUCGUUGAAGGAAGACCCAGAGCAAGAGGAAGUAAGAGGCGUGCCCGCCUCUGAACACGAAGGUGCGGAGGACUCGGGCCCCAGGGACGAAGACGCUCCCCCGGAGAGGCCGCCAUCAGAGCUGUCUUCCAGGCAGUCUUCUCCCAAAGACGAGCCGGUACCCGUGUGCACCAUCUUCAGCCAGGCCCAGCCCGCACACUCCCAGCCACCCCUGUUUCUGCGGGAUGGCUUCGAGUCUCAGAUGGUGAAAUCUCCUAGUUUCAUUGGCACAAGUGAGGCGGCAGCCAAGACCCCACCUCAGAUGGUCCAGCCAAGCCCCAGCCUGAGUAAAUUUUUUGGAGAUACGACCAACACUAAUUCCUUGGCCUCAGACUUCUUUGAUUCCUUCACAACUUCCACUUUCAUUUCUGUCAGUAAUCCCAAUGCAGGCUCUUCAGUUCCAGAAAAACUGUCUUCCGUGGCUACUCCGGUGGGGCAAAAAUCCCUGGGUUCUGCUGACCCUUCUUACUCCCCAGGGAUUGAAAGAUCAGAAUCCGGUGUUUCGAUGGCUUCUGUAGAAAUUCCUCAGUCUCCAAAACCAUUUUCACAGAUCCAAACUGUGUUUGCGGGGAGUGAGGACCCCUUUGCCACCGCCCUGAGCAUGAGCGAGAUGGACCGAAGAAAUGAUGCCUGGCUUCCCGGGGACGGGACUAGGGAUGUCUUGAUUUCAGUAGCAACACAACAGUACAGCACAGUGUUCAUAGACAAGGAGAACCUCACCAUGCCAGGCCUCAAGUUCGACAACAUCCAGGGAGAUGCAGUUAAAGACUUAAUGCUUCGCUUCCUUGGUGAAAAAGCUGCAGCAAAGAGACAGGUCUUAAAUGCCAACUCAGUGGAACAGUCUUUUGUUGGAUUGAAACAGCUAAUUAGCUGCAAAAACUGGAGGGCAGCAGUGGACCUGUGCGGGCGCCUCCUCACAGCCCACGGCCAGGGCUACGGCAAGAGCGGGCUGCCUACCAGCCACACAGCAGACUCACUGCAGCUUUGGUUUGUGAGGCUGGCCCUGCUGGUGAAGUUGGGCCUUUUCCAGAAUGCCGAAGUGGAGUUUGAGCCCUUUGGAAAUCUAGAUCAGCCCGACCUCUACUAUGAAUACUACCCUCACGUGUACCCUGGGCGGAGAGGCUCCAUGGUGCCCUUCUCAAUGCGGAUCCUACACGCAGAGCUUCAGCAGUACCUGGGGAACCCCCAGGAGUCGCUGGACAGACUGCACAGGGUGAAGGCCGUCUGCAGCAAGAUCCUGACAAAUCUGGAGCAAGGGUUAGCUGAAGACGGGAGCAUGAGCAGCAUCUCACCGGAGAACAGAAGAGCCUCCGUCCAGCUGUGGAGGUCCCGACUGGGCCGGGUGAUGUGCUCCAUGGCCAACUGCCUGCUCCUGAUGAAGGACUACGUGCUGGCCGUGGACGCUUACCGUUCUGUCAUCCAGUACCACCCAGAGCAGGAGCCGCAGCUGCUGAGCGGCAUCGGCCGGAUCUUCCUCCAGAUUGGAGACAUAAAAACAGCUGAACAGUAUUUUCAAGAUGUGGAGAAAGUAACACAGAAAUUGGAUGGACUACAGGGUAAAAUAAUGGUUUUAAUGAACAGAGCUUUCCUUCACCUUGGUCAGAAUAACUUUGCAGAAGCCCACAAAUUCUUCACAGAAAUUUUGAAGAUUGAACCAACAAAUGCAGUGGCCAACAACAAUGCGGCCGUGUGCCUGCUCUACCUGGGCAAACUCAAGGACUCCCUGCGGCAGCUGGAGGCCAUGGUGCAGCAGGACCCCAGGCACUACCUGCACGAGAGCGUGCUCUUCAACCUGACCACCAUGUACGAGCUCGAGUCCUCCCGCAGCGUGCAGAAGAAACAGAGCCUGCUGGAGGCCGUGGCCAGCAAAGAAGGGGACAGCUUUAACACGCAGUGCCUCAAGCUAGCGUAGGUCAUGCGCUCCGGGACCCCGGGGUCUUUGUCGACGGUGUACAUUGGAGCUGAUAGAGUAAUGUGACUGAGGAUUCAAUAAAGCCUCCUUCACCGGUG
This is a messenger RNA of Ceratotherium simum simum (southern white rhinoceros), 2489 nucleotides long. RefSeq names its product trafficking protein particle complex subunit 12 (gene TRAPPC12). Gene Ontology annotation, molecular function: protein binding. The record is from RefSeq and is a predicted model, not a curated record. Gene Ontology annotation, cellular component: Golgi apparatus; TRAPP complex. NCBI's taxonomy places the organism in Eukaryota, Metazoa, Chordata, Mammalia, Perissodactyla, Rhinocerotidae.